GGACUAAGGGGGGCAAGGGAACCCUGACAGGCGGCCCUCACAGGGUCCUGUGGCAUUUGCGCUCGGCCACACACACUCUGCCUUGCGCACAUACAUAUUUGCACACACCUUAGUCCCAAGCUAGUCUCCUUCCACUGACUGGCAUAGGUCCCAGAGCAGACUUUUAGGACGGGAGGAAAGUUUGAGGCGUUAUUUCAAACCUAGGGAGUAGGACGUAGUGCUGGUAGAUAGUGCAGGUGUACGGCGACAAAGAGGUUUAUUAGAAGGGAGCUGGGAAAAGUUUACUUGCAAGUUGGAGUUGUUCCACUUUGACUGUUGGGUGUCUGCUGUCAUUCGAUUCUUUAUAUAGUGCUUUAUUUUUAUCCUGGGACAGCGUUCUUGCACACCGGACCACGUUUGUGUGCUCUUCAGAUCUCCAUCUGCAAGUAAACGUGUGCAUAUUCAUCGUUGUUUUCUUGAAACCGGGCCAUGGCCGACACAGACUUCAAACUGGAGCGCGCAGUCUACGCCGAAGUCUCUGAUGACGACGAAGAGGCCGCCUUAGUUGCGCCUGCUUCCAAACCUUCCAAAUCUGCCAAGGUGUUAACCUCAAAACGUGGCGAUGAUGAUGAUGACGACGAUAGCUCGGCCAAGGAGGUGAACCUGGUUUUGGGACCGGGGCUUGAUGGAGGUGGCAGUGAUGAUGUUGAGAAGUCAGAGGCCCAGGCUACAGGAAUGAUGGUUCUGGCACUCCUAGAUAAAAUCAUAGGUGUGGUGGAUCAAAUCCAGCAGACCCAGACAGAUCUAGAGGCCAGACAGGAGAUCAUGGAGAAGAAAAUGAGCAGCAUCCAGACAGACCUGACCAAGCUGGGGAAGAGCCAUGUUGGAACGGCCGGAACGGUCAACAAGCUGCUGGACAAGGUGCGCAAGGUAAACGUCAACGUGAAGAGCGUGCGCACGGACCUGGAGAAGCAGGUAGGACAAAUCAAAAAGCUGGAGAACAACGAACACGAGCUCCUGAAGAGGAAGAACUUUAAAGUGCUCAUCUUCCAG
Paramisgurnus dabryanus is the source of this 1032-nucleotide messenger RNA. NCBI's taxonomy places the organism in Eukaryota, Metazoa, Chordata, Actinopteri, Cypriniformes, Cobitidae. The record is from RefSeq and is a predicted model, not a curated record.